AUGUCAACAUACAAACUUAUUUAUGGUAAUGGUCGUGGUCGUGCUGAAGUUUCUCGUUUAAUUUUUGUUGCUGCUGGUGAAAAAUUCGAAGAUGUUCGUCUUGAAAUGAGUGAAUGGCCAGUACGUAAAACUGAAAUGCCUUUAGGUCAAGUUCCCGUUCUUGAAUAUAAUGGCAUUAAAUUACCACAAUCAAUAUCUAUUGCACGUUUUCUUGGUAAACAAUUUCAAUUAGCUGGUAAAGAUAAUUUUGAACAAGCUAAAGUUGAUGCUGUUGGUGAUACAAUUGUUGAUACAUUGAAUUCAUUUUAUCCAAUACGUGGAGAAAAAGACGAAGCAAAAAAACAAGAACUUACUCAAAAAUUUCUCAAUGAUGACUUACCGAAACAUUUUAAAAAUCUUGAAACUUUAGCAAAAUUAUAUGGUGAUGGUGGUGCAUUUUUUGUUGGAAAUAAAUUAACAUGGGUCGAUUUAUUCUUUCAUGAUGCUUGCGAGAAUUUUCUUCAGAUUGAUGAAAAUAUUUUUAAGAAUUAUUUAUGGUUAAAACAAAAUCGUGAAGAAGUAGAAAAACAACCCAAAAUUGCAGAAUAUCUUAAAAAUCGACCAAAAACAGCAUAUUAA
Molecule: messenger RNA, 618 nt
Organism: Adineta steineri
Lineage: Eukaryota; Metazoa; Rotifera; Eurotatoria; Adinetida; Adinetidae
Source: the annotation of a GenBank genome assembly